Messenger RNA from Macadamia integrifolia, 354 nucleotides. RefSeq names its product ethylene-responsive transcription factor 1A-like. NCBI's taxonomy places the organism in Eukaryota, Viridiplantae, Streptophyta, Magnoliopsida, Proteales, Proteaceae. The coding region runs from base 1 to 354 and encodes 117 amino acids. Gene Ontology annotation, biological process: ethylene-activated signaling pathway; regulation of DNA-templated transcription. Gene Ontology annotation, molecular function: DNA binding; DNA-binding transcription factor activity. The transcript has a single exon. The record is from RefSeq and is a predicted model, not a curated record.
AUGUUUCAGGCACAACUGACGGCUUCGGCUAGGGCUUCAUCAGUUGUGACUACGGCAUCAUUGAUGGUACCAGAGAAGUCGACUUUAGUGAUUGCUCUAGUUGUGGCUCCGUCAAAGGGGAAGCAUUACAGAGGAGUAAGACAACAGCCAUGGGGGAAAUUUGCGGCGGAGAUCAGAGAUCCAGGAAAGAACGGUGCUAGAGUUUGGCUUGGUACGUUUGAGACGGCUAAGGAUGCUGCAUUGACUUACGAUCGUGCUGCUUAUAGGAUGCGUGGAUCUAGAGCUCUGCUAAAUUUUCCGCUUCUGCUCAGCUCAAUCGAGAGUGGACCGAGAUGCACAAACAGCUGUGGCUAG